GAAUUAUUCUCUCACAGAAUUUUAAUCGAUGACACUAGCACUCUCUUCCCUCCGCAAUCAUUUCUUCAAACACCUAACACUCUGCAAUUCCGCCACCACUUUCUCCUCUUUUCGCCGCCAUAUCCAUCGCCUUCCUCCGCCGUCCCGCUCCGCCUACUUCCCUUCGACCAAAUCGGCGCAGCAGAAACAACUGCCGAGGCGCAACAUCUCCGCGGCUGUCAAUUAUUCUACCACACCACCAUUGAGCAGCGGCGCCGCCAUUGCCGACGAUUCACUCACUGCACCGUACCUUUCGGUUCGCAUUUGCUGCCCGAGACAUGUUUCCGGUGUGCUCUCGGAAUCUCUUAUGUGUUUUGGAGCUAGUUCCACCACCAUUGACGAGCAAGAUAUCUACGACCCCGAUGAAGAGAUAUGGAUAAGCUCUAUAUUCAGUGUUGACCAGGAUGUGAAAGAUUGCAUUUCACUAGCUGCAGAUUCAGUUGGAUUGACAGAGAUGCCUAAUUACAAAAUCGAAAUGCAUGACCACACUGAUUGGAUUACACUAACUCAGGAAUCAUUUCAUCCAGUUGAAAUUACAGAGGGGCUUUGGAUUGUGCCUGAAUGGAGAAAAACCCCGGAUCUUCAAGCAACCAACAUAAUUCUUAAUCCUGGUUUGGCAUUUGGAACAGGGGAGCAUCCUACUACAAAAUUGUGUCUAUUGCUUCUGCGUCGAUUAAUAAAAGGAGGAGAAUACUUUCUGGACUACGGUACAGGCUCAGGUGUUCUUGCAAUUGCAGCACUGAAGUUCGGAGCGGAACUUUCAGUUGGAGUUGACAUAGAGCCACAGGCAAUUACAUCGGCACGAUACAAUGCUGCUCUGAACAACAUAGAUCCAGAGAAAUUACAGCUAAGUCUUUUUCCUAGCAAGAACGGCCCUGAUUUUGAUAGUGAAUUCCCACCCAAGGAUAUCGACAGUCGGGAUUUGUACAACCGAAAGAUCAUUGGGGAGAGAAACAAGUACGAUGUGGUUGUGGCUAAUAUAUUGCUGCAUCCACUGCUGGAUUUGGCUGACGGAAUUGUCUCGUAUGGCAAGCCCGGUGCUAUCAUUGGCAUUUCUGGAAUCUUAUCUGAGCAGGUUCCAUCUGUAAUGAAACGUUAUUCCGAGUUCCUUGAGGACAUCAACGUAUCGAUGAUGGAUGAUUGGGCUUGCAUAAGUGGUUCUAAGAAAUCAAAACCAAGUUCCAGUUAAGACUAUCUUUUUAUGUCAUUGUAACCUUAAAACGGGUUUGUACCUCGUUUCCGUAUUGGCAAGAGCUUUUUUCCGUAUUUGUAAGAGUGAUGCAUGAAUGUAAUACAAAAUGAAGUUCAUAUUCUUCUUGAAGUUGUGUAUUAAAACCUGAUUUUGGUUAUGCACCGCAUAUUAUGAUGAAGUUCUAUGUUCAUUCUGA
This is a messenger RNA of Erythranthe guttata (spotted monkey flower), 1427 nucleotides long. Its product is annotated as ribosomal protein L11 methyltransferase-like protein. Gene Ontology annotation, molecular function: protein-lysine N-methyltransferase activity. Gene Ontology annotation, biological process: peptidyl-lysine trimethylation. Gene Ontology annotation, cellular component: mitochondrion. The record is from RefSeq and is a predicted model, not a curated record. Lineage: Eukaryota; Viridiplantae; Streptophyta; Magnoliopsida; Lamiales; Phrymaceae.